Messenger RNA from Metarhizium brunneum ARSEF 3297, 870 nucleotides. NCBI's taxonomy places the organism in Eukaryota, Fungi, Ascomycota, Sordariomycetes, Hypocreales, Clavicipitaceae. The record is from RefSeq and is a predicted model, not a curated record.
AUGGAUACGCAGGCCCAGUCGCAGCAGUCCCAUGCACAGCCGAACCGUUCGGCUCCAGCUUAUGACCCUAGCCAUGGUGGUCACUAUGGCGCAUGCGCAGCACUUGCAUCUCAAGGUUUUGCACCGGCUGAGCUGUACACUGGUCCCUGGGCAAAUGUUGGUGCCGUUCUCCUGGUCCAUCAAGGGUUGACCGGCCAAUACAAGGAUAUCUUGACUACUUACUGGCAGCAAACCAUAUCCCACUUGGAGAGCGAUACACAUGACUACAAGAUUCACCAAUUGCCACUUGCUCGUAUUAAGAAGGUAAUGAAGGCUGAUCCGGAAGUAAAGAUGAUUUCAGCCGAAGCGCCAAUUCUUUUUGCAAAAGGAUGCGAUAUUUUUAUCACUGAGCUUACUAUGCGUGCCUGGAUUCAUGCUGAGGAGAACAAACGCCGGACUCUCCAGCGCUCGGACAUUGCGUCGGCAUUGGCUAAAUCAGACAUGUUCGAUUUUCUAAUUGACAUUGUCCCAAGAGAGGAAGCCUCAUCUCAUGCCAAAAGAACUGCUGCACAGUCUGCCGGCGGCCCACAGGCUGUGCCUGCACCUCCGGGGCAAGCUCAGAUGGCUGGUCAGCAUGCUAAUAUGGCUCAGUCUAACCAUGCCUCACAUCCCAUGGCCACGGCGGAAUAUAUGGCAGGCCACCAUCUUCCUACUGAUCAAGACUAUCGACAAAAUCCAAAUAUGUACGCUGGCCAGGUGCCUCCCGCCCCGUCAGCGCCCUACGGUCAAGCCCAGGCGCCAGCAUCGAUGUAUGGAGAAAUGGAAGGCAUGUACCCAUACUCUGCCAUGCAAGCGCAACAGGCGCCAAUGUCGUCCGAAGAAUUUGAAUAG